CUCGUCAAGUUGCGACCUAUAGGUUAGCGCUUGUGGGUAUUCUGAACUCUGACAUCUGCCAGUCUUUUGGUCGUCUGCAAUUCGUUUCGAACAUACGUAUGUUUUGCCUCGCCUCAUACUUUGAUCAGUUCUGUGUUUUUCUCGGGGAAUGAGAGUCUAUGUGUGAAACAUUACAACCUUGCUAAAAACAGGUCUAAACGGCAUACGGUCUUCCGUAUCCCUCAGGCUGCGUUAUUGAGUUACUUAUCUUGUCGCGAUCCAUCGCAGAUUCAGACAUUCAGUAUGGCAACAAGGCAUCUACAAGAGGAGCUGCUCGCUUCAUCCGAUCCUAUUAGUGUGCCUACGAGGUAUGGUCCUGUAACGGGAGGACGUGCUCUCAAUGGAGCGAGAGUGUUCUUAGAGGUACCAUACGGCAUACCACCAAAGCGAUUUCAGGAUCCUGAACCACUUCCUGAAGAUUACCAUUACGAGGCCAAGGAGUUUAUAUACGAGAGUGCAUGUGCGUGUCACCAUGGUUUCGACAAUAUAUCAAUUCUUCUGCCAUCCAACAUCAUAUCUUUCCAGAUGCCGUGCAACCGAAUAAUGACGGCCAGGCCGCAAGUGUACCUAUCCAAGACAAGCUGGGCUUCGGGGAAGCAACAGAGAACCCUCUCUUUGUGAACAUUGUCACUCCUCCAAAUAUCUCCACUGAUACGAAGUUUCCCGUUAAAGUGUAUAUACACGGAGGGUUUCUGCAAUUUGGUUCGCCUCACGGCCUGAGCUCCCAAGCUCAAUAUGUGUCAAUACAUCGCUCAGAGGUCUGGGUGAACGUCGGAUACCGCCUUUCCGCCUUCGGUUUUCUUGCGUGCGAUGAACCCAAAGUCGAAGGAAACUUUGGUUUCAAGGAUCAGUGGCUAGCAUUACUAUGGGUCCGGGAUAACAUAGCGGCUUUCGGUGGCGAUCCAGAUGAUAUUCAAAUCAGCGGGCUCUCUGCCGGAGCCCACUCGGUGCACCAACUUCUCCAGCAUGCCUCUCACCUACCAGAGGGCGUAUCCGCUCCAUUUCAGUCUGCGAUCCUACAGUCUAAUUCAAUAGUUAUUGCCCCGAAAACACCCGCCGAAUUACGACCUCAGUUUGAGGCGCUGUGUCGCGCCCUCGGGCUGGAUCCAUCUUCUCCUGAUGUCCUCACCAAACUUCGCGACCCCGAUAUAACGCCGUGGUCAACAAUCACUCAAGCCAUCGAAACUGACGCUCUAGGUAUCCAAUUUGGUACCUUCCGAGGAUGUCUGGACGGUGACUGGCUUCCCUCUGACCCUAUGGAAUGGCAACGUUCUGGCAACUUCGCUCGUUCAUUGAAAAAGAAAGGUGUUCGCAGUAUUGUUGUCGGUGACUUAACAGAGGAAUGGUACCUCUACUCCAUCGCCCAUCCAGUCAGCAGUAUGAAGGACAUCGAGCUGAACCUGGAAAGAUAUUAUCAGGACGAGAUGGUCAAGAAGGUUAUGGGGUUGUACAGGACUAUCCCAAAGGAUGCUCCUGUCCCAGAGUUUAAGAAACUUUUCGGUGAGAUUCUGAGCGAAGGACAAGUACACCUACCUGUGCGGAUCCUUGCUAGGGAUCUGGUCAAUGGUGGGUUCCCUGUACUGCGAUAUGAAAUACAGUGGACGCCCGAGCAACAUCGACCUUUCGGUUUUGUCACUCAUGCGACCGAUCGCACACUAUGGGCACUUCGGAUUCCUUCACUAGAGCCGGAUCAGAGAAAGGUUGCUGUUGCUUGGCUGGAUAUCAUUGCUGCCGAGGUAAAGAAGCUGGAGCAGGGACAGGAGCCAUCGCGACGUUCAGUCAAGGAUAUACUGGCGUUGAAGGCGGAUCGUUCGAUUGGAUGGAUAACUGAUGGGAAAUGGGAUGAGAUCAUGAAACUUGCUACGGUUCUUCCCGGUGAGUCAGCCUGAGUGGUAGAGGCUGAAUGUAUGCACUGUAUGUACGGUACUCGUGAAUGCUGUAUCUUGGAUGCUAGAAUUCAUUCUAGUUUCAACAUGGCUAUUCAUCUCCUCAAGUAGUUUGAGACAAGAAUAGAUGGGCCUCAACUCCCAAUAAAAGAAGGCGUCGAGAACAGAUUCUUCACCUGGGUACGAAGAAUCUGGUCUGGAUACUUCCCAACUGAUCCUCGCAGCGGAAGAAGGCCUCAGGUGAUUGGUAGAAGCGAGUCUCGUGGAGCAUAAUAAUAUCAUAUCGUAUUG
This is a messenger RNA of Somion occarium, 2216 nucleotides long. The record is from the annotation of a GenBank genome assembly. NCBI's taxonomy places the organism in Eukaryota, Fungi, Basidiomycota, Agaricomycetes, Polyporales, Cerrenaceae.